AUGUUGGAGUCCACACAACCAACACGAACGAUGUUUGCUUGCGAAAGGAAAGACCUCCUUGUUGUACAGCUUGACACCUCUUUGGUCUCACUGUGUAACUGCACAUUGGGGCAGUCACACUGGCAAUGCCUUGAAAUUUGGGCAUUCCUUUAUAUUCGUUGUCGACUAGCUCUGGAACCGCACGUCUAUGCGCAACGUCUGAGCACCGCCAUUCUCUCCUCUUUACGUCGACCCGCGUCCUCCGAUGUUCCUGGCAAGUUGCGGGUUCUAUGGAAGGCGAGGGAAUGGGAAGGAAGAGCUGCCAUUUUGCAUCCUCCUCCGCUUAUCAGCAUCGGACUGGCAGUGACACCUAACAACGGACAAAAAUGCAGACAAUCAAACGAAGUAGAAGAAGAUGGUGAUGAGAAGGAAGAAGAGAAAGAAGACUUCCGCAGGGAACAACGACUAGUCAUGUCUGAGGAAUGGAUUUUGGAGGAUCAUUCGGACUUCAUUCCAACCCCAAAUCAUGGGUUGUUACACCUUUCAAACGCGUUGACAAUAUUUGCAUGGUGGACGUUGGGCGUUUCUACCCUUUUGUCACUCUUUGACAACGUCGAUUUGGCCGCGCAAUCACUUCAAUCUUCAACAGUGAGGACGCGAUUCACAGGCCAUCUCAAUGCACGACAGGACUUCCUUCGCAACUGA
This is a messenger RNA of Hydatigera taeniaeformis, 684 nucleotides long. The record is from the annotation of a GenBank genome assembly. Lineage: Eukaryota; Metazoa; Platyhelminthes; Cestoda; Cyclophyllidea; Taeniidae.